Setaria italica (foxtail millet) is the source of this 3836-nucleotide messenger RNA. Its product is annotated as FT-interacting protein 1. The transcript has a single exon. Bases 350 to 3352 code for a protein of 1000 amino acids. NCBI's taxonomy places the organism in Eukaryota, Viridiplantae, Streptophyta, Magnoliopsida, Poales, Poaceae. The record is from RefSeq and is a predicted model, not a curated record.
AGCGCGGUAGAGCAAAGCAGCCGGGCACGGCAGCCAGGGAGGAGAGAGCCACCACCACCACCACCGCGGCAACCCCCCUCUGCCCGAGCAGCGAGCAGAGCCCACCUCCUCCGCUCCUCGGCUUCCCCUCACCCGUUCCCUCACUGAGCCUCAUCGAUUGCGAUGAUGGAGAUUCCUUCACGCGCGCCUGCCCCCUCGUCCUCGCCCCCAUCCGUAUAAACCCCCAUUCCUCCCCAAAACCCCAAACCAAGAACCGCAAUCCCCCUCGCACCAGUUUCAAAUCUUGAAAAAAAAAUCUUCAAUCUUUUAGCGGAUUUGCCUCCCAUCCGGGGGGGUGAGGACCGGCCGGAUGGCUAAGGCGGAGAAGCUGGUGGUGGAGGUGGUGGCGGCGCACAACCUCAUGCCCAAGGAUGGCCAGGGCUCCUCGUCGGCGUACGUCGAGGUGGAGUUCGACCACCAGAAGCGACGCACGCGGGCCAGGCUCAAGGAGCUCAACCCCGUCUGGAACGAGCGCCUCGUUUUCCCCGUCGCCGACCCCGACGACCUCCCCUACCGCGCCAUCGACGUCGGGGUCUACAACGACCGCGCCGCGCCCGGGGCCGGCGCCGCGGGCCCCCACGGCCGGAACUUCCUCGGCAAGGUGCGGGUCCCGGCAGCCGGCGUUCCAGCGCCCGGGGAGGAGGUCGUGCCGCAGCUCUUCACCCUCGAGAAGCGCAGCCUCUUCUCCCACAUCCGCGGCGAGAUCACCUUGAAGAUCUACCGCAUCAACUCCGGCGACGUCGUCGUCAAGUCCAAGCCCGAUAAGCCGGCGAAGGCGGUGGUGGCUGGGCCGGAGGUCGUGGCGGCGCCGACGGUGACUGGGCCCAAGAAGCAGCCGCAGCCGCAGCAUCAGCAUCAGCAUCCUGUGGUGACCGUGCAGCCACCGCCGCCGCAGCCGGAGCCGCCCAUGGACAUCAUGCCGCAGCCGGCCCCGAUGGUCAUGAAGCCGGUAAUGCACGCCGACCCGUACCCUGUCCCGGCUAUGUUCUCCGGCCCCGGCGACUUCUCUUUGAAGGAGACGCGGCCCCGCCUUGGCGGCGGCGCGGUCGCCGACAAGGCGAGCGCGACCUACGACCUGGUGGAGCAGGUGGAGUACCUCUACGUGCGCGUGGUGCGCGCGCGCGGCGUCCCGAUGGUCGGCGAGGCCGUCGCGGAGGUCAAGCUCGGGAACUACCGCGGCGUGACGCCGGCCGUCCCUUCGCACAGCUGGGACCAGGUGUUCGCCUUCUCCAAGGAGACCAUCCAGUCGUCGUUUGUGGAGGUGUACGUGCGCGCGCGCGGCAGUGACGACCACGUCGGCCGCGUCUGGUUCGACCUCGCCGAGGUGCCUCAUCGCGCGCCGCCGGACAGCACGCUCGCCCCGCAGUGGUACAACAUGGAGGACCGCAAGGGCCAGCGUGGCGGCGCUGAGGUUAUGGUCGCCGUCUGGUUCGGCACCCAGGCUGACGAGGCCUUUGCGGAGGCCUGGCACUCCAAGGCCGCCGGCGUCCAUGGCAAUGGGCCACUGGGCUCCAUCAAGUCCAAGGUGUACGUCGCGCCCAAGCUCUGGUACCUUCGUAUCUCCAUCAUUGAAGCGCAGGACUUGUUCCCGGCGGAUAAGGGGCCAUUGGCGAUUGGUCGAUUCCCGGAGCUCUUCGUGCGUGCGCAGGUGGGGAACCAGAUUAUGCGCACACGGCCGGCACCCAUGGUGUCGACACGGGGACCAUCCAGCCCCUUCUGGAAUGAAGACCUGAUGUUUGUGGUGGCAGAGCCAUUUGAGGAGUUCUUGGUGCUGUCUGUUGAAGACCGAGUUUCACCAGGCCGUGAUGAAUUGCUUGGUCGCCUUGUUGUGCCAGUAUCCACCAUUGAGAGGCGGUGGGAUUGGAAACCAGUGGUUUCCAGGUGGUUUGGGCUGGACCGUGGCACUGGUGGUGGCAAUGUUUCUGGUAGUAAUGUGCACAGGUUCGGGAGCCGCCGCAUGCAUCUCAGGCUAAGUCUUGAUGGAGGCUACCAUGUUCUGGAUGAGGCUACAGCUUACAGCAGCGAUCUCCAGCCUACAGCAAAACAGCUAUGGAAACCACAUGUUGGUGUGCUUGAGCUUGGUGUUCUUGGUGCUACUGGCCUAAUUCCAAUGAAGACCCGGGAUGGCAGGGGUGCGACUGCAGAUGCAUAUUGUGUUGCAAAGUAUGCCCAGAAGUGGAUCCGCACACGCACUGUUGUUGACUCUUUGUGCCCUCGGUGGAACGAGCAGUACACAUGGGAGGUGUUUGACCCCUGCACUGUCAUCACUGUUGGUGUGUUUGACAACUGCCAUGUCGACAAGCCUGCAUCAGGGAAUACUAUGGUGGCUGUCCGUGAUAAUUGCAUUGGUAAAGUUCGCAUUCGGCUUUCGACAUUGGAGACUGAUAGGGUGUAUACCCAUGCCUACCCUCUGCUUAUGCUGCAUCCAUCCGGGAUCAAGAAGAUGGGGGAGCUUCACCUAGCUGUGCGUUUCUGCUGUGGCAAUGUUGGCAACAUGUUCCAUGCCUAUGUGCGCCCAUUGCUUCCAAAGAUGCACUAUGCUGAGCCACUGCUUGUGCGCCAGGUUGAGACUCUUCGGUUCCAGGCUACCAACGUGGUAGCGGCCCGCCUUGGCCGUGCUGAACCACCGCUUGGCAAGGAGGUUGUUGAGUACAUGCUUGACCACCGAUCGCAUCUGUGGAGCAUGCGCCGCAGCAAAGCAAACUUCUUCCGUCUUGUCAAUGUGCUCUCUGGUCCUAUUACCAUAGGCAAGUGGUUUGAGCUUGUCUGCUCUUGGCAGCGCCCGGUGCAUUCUUGCCUUGCUGUGUUCACAUUCCUGGUAUUUGUCACAAUGCCAGAGCUGAUUCUUCCAACAGCCUUUCUGGCCAUGGCAUUCACUGGCCUCUGGAGGUACCGAGUCCGUCCAAGGAACCCGCCUCACAUGGAGAUGAGGCUGUCUCAUGCAGACGGAGCUACUGCAGAUGAGCUUGAUGAGGAGUUUGACACGUUCCCUUCGAGCCGUGGAGAUGUCGUGCGCUUCAGGUAUGACCGCCUCCGCAGUGUGGCUGGGAGGGUGCAGACGGUGGUUGGUGAUAUUGCAACACAGGGUGAGAGGAUGCAGGGCCUGCUCAGCUGGCGUGACCCGAGGGCGACACUUCUUUUCUCCAUUGCAUGUGUCCUUGCUGCUGUGAUUGCUUAUUGUGUGCCUAUGAAGGUGAUGAUUGGGCUCUGGGGCUUGUACGCCAUGCGGCCGCCAAGAUUCAGAAGCAGGAUGCCAUCUCCACUGAUGAACUUCUUCCGAAGGCUUCCUUCAAGGGCUGACAUCCUGCUCUGAUCCUUAUGAUUUCUAUUGAUGACUGGCUGCGGGGAUGAGCAGCUGGCCUUCUGAUUUGACUUGGUGAUUUUGGCGGGAAGUUGGAGCUUCAGAGGAAUCAAAGGAAGAAGCAAACUAGUCUGCUGUUGGUGCCUAAUGGUGGUUGCUUAGUUUAAUGGUGUUAGCAUGUUAGGUAAUGUAGUAAUGUUGCUUUGUGGUGCGCCGGUGGUAUUUGUAGACUUGCCGUAGUAGCAGCUGCAGUGUUGCUGUUUGUACUUCAGUUGUGCAAACUGCAAAGACUUGCUGAGUAGAUGGUAAUGUUUGUGGUAUUGAUGAACUGAUGAGACUAUGAGGUCUAGUUUAUUGGAAGGAUGCUAUCUUUAUGCCCUGUGCUCAGGCUUUGCUGGACGCAUUGUGGCUCUUCAAAAUGUUCAGCGUGUUCUCUUUAAGACUUUUGUAGUACAAUUCUGUUGUUAAAAGAUGUCCUAUCUGCAGUUCAGUUUCU